This is a messenger RNA of Hirsutella rhossiliensis, 549 nucleotides long. Its product is annotated as thioredoxin domain-containing protein. The transcript is spliced from 3 exons. NCBI's taxonomy places the organism in Eukaryota, Fungi, Ascomycota, Sordariomycetes, Hypocreales, Ophiocordycipitaceae. The record is from RefSeq and is a predicted model, not a curated record. The coding region runs from base 1 to 549 and encodes 182 amino acids.
AUGAAAACCACGACAAACGUCGCCAUUGUCAGUCCAACGACCUUUGUCUCUCUCUUCCGCCCGGUCCAUUUCGCAGACCUACACGUGGGCGUCACUCGACUGAACAUCAGCAACAGCCCCAUGUUGUCGUUGCGCCUCUCCCGUCCGCUGGCGUCUGCCACGCAGUCGUCAGCAGCGGCCUGGACCUCGACGCGAGCCCUGCACGCAACGCCUCGCAACAGCAAAGUCCACGAGGCAAAAAGCGCCGAUGAUCUCUGGUUGGCCGUCAAAGGGAAGCCGAGAGUCGUUGUCGACUGCUUCGCAACGUGGUGCGGGCCGUGCAAGGCCAUUGCGCCAGUACUAGAGACAAUGUCGGAGGAGCUACAGUUCAGGGACAAGGUGCACUUUGUCAAGUUUGACGUCGACAGGCUGCCGCAGGUGACGCAGGAGCUGGGUGUGCGAGCCAUGCCCACCUUUGUCAUGUUCAAGGACGGCGUCACGGCCGGCGAGGUGGUGGGUGCGGAUCCGAGGAAGCUGGCGGCGGCGUUGAAGAAGCUGGCUGGUGCUUGA